Molecule: messenger RNA, 2327 nt
Organism: Manihot esculenta (cassava)
Lineage: Eukaryota; Viridiplantae; Streptophyta; Magnoliopsida; Malpighiales; Euphorbiaceae
Exons: 8
Coding region: 517-2271 (584 amino acids)
Source: RefSeq, a predicted model, not a curated record
AAGUGAAAUGGAGAGGUCAGGGAAGAUUGGAUAACCGGGAAUCAGUAUAGUAUUUCAAAAAAUAAUAAUAAUAAAAAAAAAAAAAAAACACGAAGGCUGCUUGCCAAAGACUUGUUUAAAGGCCUUGGCCAAUGGCAUGAAGAAUAUAUAUAGGAAGAGUAUAAAAUGCGUGGCAAAGGCGGGCCCCCAUUUUUGAAUUUGAAACCAUCGGUUCCCCCACGCUCUUUCCUUCAAAAUUCAUUCCAUACUUAACACAUUUUCUAAUCCUAUAUGCUAAUUGCAAUGCCCGCUCUCUUCUUCUCCAAUUCCAAGCAAUCAACUUUUCAAAUACGGAUCUGCUAUUCCCUUUUCUAAACCUAUCCAUCCAUUCCAUUCUACUUUCACUCCCUUCCUUCCCAACAAAGUUCCCAUCCUUUUUCUUUUUUUUGGUUCGUUUUCAUUCAAUUUGAAGUUUUCCCAACACCUUUUGAAUUUUGUGCCAUCAAAGUUUUGGACUUGAAUUGGGUUUCCUAGAUAAUGAAGAAUCAAGGUGAUCUACGGUUGCCCGGAACUGAUCAUACGGCGAUUGGAGAAAAGCGAAGCAGUGGCGGAUUGGGAGAGAAACAAGAAAGUCUUCGUGAACGGAUUAAAGUGCGAAAACUUGAUUCCGUGUUGAGGACAGAAGAGACCAGCACCCAUCCUAUGAAAAAUAGAGAAGCUAGUGACCAGUUUCAGUUUGGUGAAGGACUUUCUCAAGUUACCAGUUUGCCUGUAACCAUCGAUCUGGCUGCUGCGCAAGCAGAAAGACGUGGGAGGACUUCAUUGUCUGUCGAGGCAGGAUCUAGACCACUAGAUCUCAAUACUGAAGCUUGUGUUGCUGAUAAUUCAGCUAGCAAUGCAAGUCCGGGGAACACUGAGACUUGCAAGAAAGUCUCUUUGCUCAAGCAGCAUGAUAGAGAACAUGAUAGUAAAUUUGUAACCUCUGGAGGGAGUGGCUUGGAUCUCAAUGCCGAAGAUGUUACUAGCCCCAUGAACGCGGAAUUGUUUCGUAAUCCCAAAAUUCAUGAUCACUUGAAAUCAAGAAGGGAUGCUUCUGAGUGUGGGAGUACUACUAGUCCAGUGAAGGGGAAAGACUCAUUAAGAGUUUGGAAAGAGAUGAAGCAAAAUGGUUUUCUUUCAUCUUCUCAUGGCGGCAUUUCAAUACAACGUGGUGUAACCUCAUUUUCACAUGGUGGGAUACCAAUGCCAAAGCAACGUGGGAGGAAAAGCAAGAAUGAUAUUCUCAAGAAAAAGAUGGAGCUUGCAAAGAAAGAACAAGUUGAUAGGUUCACUAAAAUUGCUGCACCAAGUGGACUGUUGAAUGGUUUGAACCCUGGGAUUAUAAACCAUGUGAGGAAUAAAAAACAGGUCCAUUCCAUAAUAGAGGCCUUGGUUAAGUCUGAAAAACUUGAAAAUGGUUGUGUUGAAACUAAAGAAACCAGAAAUGUGGGUGAUUCUGGUGUACAUCUACUCAGUUUUUCUCGAGGAAAUGGGGGUUCAACUAUUUUAUCUGGGAACAAACAAAUAGGAGGAUGCCAUAUAUUAACUGGGGAGAGUGACUCCAGCAUGGUAGGCACGAUAUGUGGCAGAAAUUCUGUCAUUGAAGAUGAUACUUUAGCACUUAAGUUAUCAACAUCAAGCAAGCUAUCUGAGGAAUCUAGAACUUUUUCUAAUGAGGAAUCAACAAAUGUCAAUAGCAUUUCUUCUCUUUCAGUAAGAGCUGCUAGCGUUGCUUCUCAAUGGCUAGAGCUUCUUCAUCAAGACAUUAAAGGGCGCCUCUCAGCAUUGCGACGCAGUAAGAAGAGAGUCCGAGCUGUAAUUACUACAGAGUUACCCUUUUUAAUAUCAAAAGAAUUCCCAUCUAACCAAGAGAAUGAUCCUUUUAUUAUGAAAACUUCAUCUGAUGGACAGUCUAGUAAUGCAAUGUCUUCCCUGCAUCAAGCAAGAUGGAGCACAUUAUUUGAUCAGAUGGAUAAGGCACUUAUCGAAGAAGAGAAACAACUUGAAAGUUGGUUGAACCAAGUAAAAGAAAUGCAACUGCACUGUGAUCAGGGGCUGCAAAAUUUUCAAUGGAACUCAAUUUCUGUUUCCCAACUGCAGGAAACAUCAGAAAAUUACAAUAGGAAAGUUGAGACCUUUGAGAGGGAAAUAGCAGUUAGAGCUGCAGCAGCUUCCAUCUAUUCAACCUGCAGUUUUCUGAUGUCAAAGGAGAAUGUACCGAGCAGUGGCAGGAUAACAGAAUCUGAUUGUUAGAACUCAAGUUGCAUGAUUAAAGUGGUAGAAUCUGAUGUUCAGAUUCCUUCAUUAAA